AUAACCUUGACCAAAAUAUGAUGAAAGAUAACCUUUGCCAAAAUAAGCCUUAAAGUCAGCUGUGGCAAGGUUUUCUCCUGUGACAUUUCAAAAAGUUGUAGGAAGAUUACCUUGAGCCUCUUCAAAAUAACCUUUCCUUUUACAUGUUGAUGACUGAAAAUCAUAAGCUGUAAGGCUUUGUCUCAAAAAGUUCACAGUGUUCCAGUGUUCCUGUAACAGGGAGAAAGGGGAUUGAUUUAACUCAUUAAACGUUUUCUAAUCUAACAUUUGCUUUUGAAAAUUUGCAGAAUUUUCAGAUCUUUUACUAAAACCUGAUUUAGUUAGGGGUGAAGACAGAGACCUAAGCCUUCAGUGCCCGGUUCAAAAAGGAUUUUUCACCAAGAUUCAAAAAUCUUAUUGAAUCAGGGAAAUGCAAAAGAAAUUGUAUCUAUUUUAGUUUUACCUACUAUAAAUAAUUUAUAGAUAUCAUCAAGAAUUUAAGCAGGAUAGUUAACUAUACAAUUAUGACAGCAUAUUUAUUUUAUUAAAAAACAGUGUUAAAAGUAAUGUCCAAGGUAACAUUUACAUUUGCAAAGGAAUGGAACCAUGGACUACAAUUACAAUUAAUGGCUAGGCAGUUGUUUUUAAUUUGCUUAAAAUAAUUCAUGUUUUAAAGGUGUACUGUGUUCUUAAGUAAGAUUUUUUUUUUUUUGCCUUGAGACAGAAAAAUAUUUUUUUCUCAUAAGAAACAUUGGUAUACUUCUGUAACAUUCGCUAGGGAAACUUUGGUAUAUCCAGUUUUUCAGGAAUAUUUGUUUCAGGCCCAUCAAUUUGGAUUCAAAACUAAACCCCUUAUAUAACUUAUUGCCAUGGCUGAAUACUUACAAGCUACAAUUUUAGUUUACCCCAAUUUAAGCAAACUUGAUGAAUGAAUUCGGAUAUAAAGGUAUAUAAAUUAAAUUAUAUACUUGACAUAUUUGCCAUAGGAUUCCUUGGAAGAGCAGCCUUUGCUAGUUGGUAUAAAAUGAUUCAACGUAGAUGCAAAUUUACAGUUUUGCAAAGAAGUACACAAAUGAGUAAGCACAUAAUUAGUGGGAUACUACUGUUUUUCAAAUGCAAACAUGGCUGAUAAACAUCUCUCCUUUCCUCAUUAGUAUCCACGUCUUGUUAUGAUAGUUACAAUAUCUUGAAAUUUGCUGUAUUGCAACUGAAACUGGAAGGGCAGGUUGAAGCAUAAGUGGAUGGUUAGGUGAUCUCUGAUGUCUUGCAAAAUAUUAGGGGUUUUAUCCCAGUAAACACCAGCUUAGUCAUCAUUUGGUUAAACCAUAUAAAUUUAUCUUUUAGUCAUUUCAUAAUUGAGGUUUUCAUGGUUCCCAGGAACUUCUCUCUCUUUUCUGUAAUUUGCCUUUAAAACUGAUAUAUAGAAAACAAAAUCACACAUUGCAGUUGUUUAUUAUUGACCGGCUACAUAUAUUUAACAACCGAAGGAAAAUAUGUAAUUUCAAAUAUUAUUUGUAGUUUAAAGUGCAUCUAAUUUAGGAAUACAGUAGGAAUUAGAUCAUUAACCCACAAAAAGUCUCAUAAAGGUCUUUACAAAAGACAAGGAAAGGUAUUAUUCUAGAAAGUGACUUGUUCCAGAGAGAUACAUCAUUUGGGUACCAUAAAGAUAAAUGUACAUGAAUGGAAAGAAACUGUGAAUCGUGAAGACUGAUGAGAAAGAUGAGUGAACAGGAGUCUCCCCUGGAAUCAGAAUCCUUGGAGCUAGAACAUCUGGUAUGGGAGAUGGUGAAGAGCAUAGCAGUGCGGGCCACAAAUUGGGGAUUUCCAUGUCUCAUCAUUGUUCCUCUGUGGCUUCCCAUCCUUCUUGCCAGGCCAAGCAUGAUAGUUUUUAGUUGCUAUUGGAGGUGGCAGAAAUGGUUUAUAAACUUUGAUUUUUGUAACAUUGCUUGAAAAGAGUCAUUUUUCAAGUGUAAUUCAUACACUUAAAAUGGAAAUACACACUCAUGUAAAGAUAUGUACUGUAUUCAUCAUUUAAAUUUUUAACCUGGUACAUAUGUCUCCAAAAAAAGGAUUGAAUGAAUGGAUUCAAAGGAGAGAAAUUCCAUUCUAUCAUUCUACCUGUCAGUUUAACCCUCUUGAUGUUGAUUUAAUGUAAGGUAAACAUCGUACAUUUUAUAAACUCUAUGAGGAAAUAGAAACAGUUUACAAAUUUUUCUAAAAUAAUUGGCUUAAACAGGAUAUUGGGAAAUUAUAAAAUACUGAUGUCAAAAUCUUUCCUAAAAUGUCUUAAUUUCAUUUCCUGUUAGUUUUGCAGAGGGAGGAAUGUCAAAUUUCCAAACACUUUUGUUUGAAACUAAUUCUCUGUGUAAAAUCAAAACUUGAAGAGAGUUCGCCUCUGCACCAGAUGAAUUUGUGGUUAAUUAUAUUAUUAAAUUGUUAAUAAGAUCCAGUUGUUCAGAAGUAAUAUAUUCUUAAUUUCAUUGAGGCAAAACAAAUAUCCAAAAAUAUUUUCAUUUAAUUUUGGAUUUUGUUUUAUUUUGUUUUUUUGCAACAGAUUUGCCUUCCUCACCAUACUUGCCUGGCUCUAACAUUAGAAAAUAGUCAAGAUCUUUAAAAGGCUCAUGCCAACAAAAAGUGAAUGAGGAAGUAGGCCAGGUGUGUGUGGUUAUGGUGGGAUCAGAAGUAAGGAGCCAAUCCAAGAUUUCAGGAUUAUCUGUAGGUGAUCCCCAAGGCAGAUAAUCUACUUAUGAACUGUGUGAGGCAAUGUAGGCAACGACAGUGAUGUCAGGGAAGAAAGAAAAACCACCUACCUGCCUAAGACCUGACAAAACUGUGCUUCGUUUUCAUGUGGUUGCAUGGCAAAAUCUAACAAUGAGAUAAAAAAUCAAGUCUAUCAUUUUUGAGAAUUUUAUUAUUUCUAAAAAGAGUAUUAAGUAGGAGAAUAUUUUGACAUAACUGGAAAUGUUGCAUCAUGAAGAGUGUUUUUAACGUCUGAGGCAAAGGGAGAAUGCUGAUUAAAUGUGCAACUUGAGCACAGGUGUUUAAUACUUGUUCUCUCCCAAAACAAAGGAACAUGAAGUGAAGAACAAAUAGGGUACAGACUCUUAACAGACAGGAGAGUGAGAUCGCAGAAAAUGAAAGAUAUUAACAAAUCUCUGGAAUAAGUUAUGGAAAUUUCAAACCUAAUUUAAUCAGUUUUCAACAGAAUGGAGCUAUAGUGAGGAUGACAUGCCAGUAUUAAAAACAAGAGUCCUGUGAAAGUCAAAACCCCCAAAGCCACUUGGUUUUGGGGUGUUUGCUGGCCAGGCAUAACUCCUAUAGGCAGGAGGAUUCCUUUUUGGAAAAAUGCUCCCCACCCCCCCAAAAAAGAUCUGUAGAUACAACAUUUGAGGGUCCUCUAAUAAACCAGUAGGCCAGUAGGCUUCCCAGGUGACCACGUUGCAGUGAAAUUAACCAGUCAACAAGCCCCUUUCAUGCACCUGAAACUUCCAUCUGAAUUUUAGUGUUUUCCUCUUAAAUGAGAACUGGCAACCAAGCGGCCUCAGACUUGUGAGGAAUGUCCAUGAUAUGACAGUUAGGAACAAACCACAAACCAGAAAAGAAGAAUCUUGGAAGAAAUACCAUAUAGGAACCAGAAAAAAAGUUCCUUAAUUGCUUGAAAGGGAUCAGAGAAUAGAGGAUAUAUAUAUAUAUUUUUUAAACAGGAUUUUUUUUUUCUUUAAGAAGCAGCUGGAAACUAAAAAUUGCAGAAAUAAAUCCAGAAUGAUUGGAUGGCUGAAGGGGAGGAACUUUCCCAGAAAGUCAAAAUUUUCAAAAGGAGAAAAGGUAAGAUAGGAAAGGAAGAAAACAAAUUAGAGAAUGUCUCCAUGAGGAUCAACAUUUAAGUAAUAGAUGUCCCAGAAAAGGAAUAGAGGCGAUCAUUUUGUACAUUGUAUAGAUAGAGGUGAUUCUUUUUAUUUAUUCAAUUUUUUAUUUAUUUAUUUAUUUAUUUAUAUUUAAGAGACAGGUUCUUACUUGGUUGCCCAGGCUGGAGUGUGGUGGUGCAAUCACAGCUCACUGCAGCCUCAAACUGCUGGGCUCCAGCCAUCCUCUGUCCUCAGCCUCCCAUGUAACUGGGACUACAGGCAUGUACCACCACAUCCAGCUAAUUUUUUAAAAAAACUUUUUGUAGAGACAAACUCUUGCUAAGUUGCACAGGCUGGUCUCAGUUGUUCCUCUCGCCUCAGCCCCCCAAAGUGCUAGCAAGGAUCUUUUUUUUUAUAAAAGAGAAAACUGAUAGAUCACAUGAUGUCCUCAACCAUAUUGAGACAGGUUUUAUGCUUUGGAUUAACAAGAAUUUGUGAUAGUUACGUUAAAAACAAAGCAACUGUAAAAGUAAGGCAGUUACUCACCCCAGGCUGGGGAGUGGGGGCAUUGCACAGGAAAGGAUAUAUAAUCCAUUUGGCUCCACUGUGAACUGUAUAGUAUAAACUGAAUUUUUAUUAUAAUCCCCAAACUGUGAUAGGCCAAAUUGGGAGGAUCGGGGAGGGAGAAUGUGGAGUGUGAGUAUAUGCGGUGUGAUAAGCUUCCUACAUAAUGGAAAAUCAGUAGAUAAGAUAUACAAGUCAUUCAUAUUUAGAAACAUGGAGACAAGUAUCAACAGAAACUGCUCCAAGAGUUAGAAAUACACACCUCUAGGGAGAAGGAAUCAGGUGGGAGGUAUGGGGCAUGGGCUGCUGGUUUUCUUUUAUUAAUUAUAAGCCUUUUAAUACCAUCUGAUUAUUAAAACCAUGGGCAUAUUUUAGUUUGACUUAAAACUAAAGCAGGCAGCAUAGUUUUUUGCUUUUUUCAAAACCUACCACAUACAGUUUUGAAAUGGCACACAAAUAUCACAGUAUGAGAGUUGUAAACUGCACAGCUGAGGAUGGCUGACGGGUUCUUCCAGUGAGGUGUGGGUUCACAGGUGAGCAUCCCGUGCAGUGAACAGGACCCAGCACUUGGUUUAAUACUCUGCUGUCGCCGUUUUGAAAUUCUUAAUAAUUUAGGCACAAGAGAGAACCCACGUUUUCGUUUUGCACAGAACCCUGCAAAUUAUGUAGCCAGGCCUGCUUCUAAUAGAUACAUUGUUUGGAUUCUAGCCUGAGUGAGGUUGCUACUACUUCCUUUGACCCUGACCUCCUAGUGGCCUGCUGUUUUCACCACUCACAUAUUGAUAAGGCCACCAGGAUUGACGUAAACCGACAUUCCCUCACGAGGGAAUUUGGAAGUCAUGUAUUGCAUGAUACCGUAGAAAGUUGUUACGGUGGCUUCUAUGGGUUAAUUCUGUGUCCUUUUAAGGAAGACAUUUGGUGUGGGAAAAGGUUAUUUUUAAUUCUAAUUAAUUAUGUACUGAGGGAAAUGGUUUUCACAGGAAAGAAUAUCAAUACUUCACAACAGAGAAGUGGAGAGCUAAGCUUGCAGCACCCUUUUGGGGGAGAGGAAGAAGCUUAGAUCGUUGUCCAGAUUGGGAAGUCUGUGGUGGCCCUGAGGUGUGAGGAGACCCCGGUGAAUGAGUACACAGAGAGAACUAAAAUCUGGCCCCUUUUGACAACCUGAAGCCCUCACUUGACCUCCUGUAAUGAGCUAUGUCCCCUGCAGGCAGUUCCCUUCCCCUGCAGGGGGCAUAUCUCAUUGGUCACUGCAUGGCAGACUGGGAGUCCCACCUGUGAGAUGGGGAAGGCGUCAUGGGAAGCACACAAGCCGGGUGUGCUCUCCGAAAGGGUCCCCUGUGAAAGCCUCCGUGUGGGGUGGGAUGUCAUUGAAGCUUACUCGGGGUGGGGGGUGGGCUCAGCUGAGUAAGUCACAUAGAGAGAGGGAGGGGAUAGACGGUGCUAACUAAGGGGUAAUAGCUUGUCACCCUGAAGUGAGGAGGCAGGUUUUCUUGUUUGGUUAGUAAAGUAAUUUUAAAGGCAGUUACCAAAGAGGAACCUUAGAAAUAUCUAGAGUAACAAUAGUGUAUGAGUAGUCAUUGCACAGCCCCCUGCCCACAUGAUGUAAUAGAAUUCAAGGCACCACUAAUUCGGGUAUGUGUGUUCUGCUGUUUUUCUUAAGUUAUUUAUAGUUAUAACUUAUUUAUUCAUUACAAUUAUUUAUAAUUGCAGUGUUCCAGAGAUAGCUGUAUAGCUAUGUUUAGUAUAAGGAAGCAUUUGUCUUAGAUAAAAUUUUUUCUUUUCCUGUUUUGCAUUUUGGAUAAAACAGUUUUAUAAAGGAUGAAAGUUUAUAAAGGAUAAAACAGUUUUAUAAAGGAUGAAAGCUCCAAUGCAAGUAACAUUAACUCAGGCAUGCCUGGGAGUGCUAGGAAGAGCUGAUGCAACAAUCAGAGCCUUCCUUCUUCCCAGUCUGUAAUGGCUUUUGCUAUCCCUUCGGGUCCUGUGCCCAUCACUGUGCUAGACAGCAGAGAUAGAGGGCUGAACACAAAUCAAGUGUCUCUGUCAUUGGAGAGCUCACGGUCCAGAGAGAGUGAGAGGCUAAGCACUUGCACAUUGAGAUAAAGGUAGCACGUGAAAAGUUCCAGGUGUCUUGAGAGUUUAAAAGGAGAAGCUACUUGAGGUUGAGUUCAGGCAAACCUUUUUUAAAAAAUUUAUUUAUUUUUAAUUGAGACAGGGUCUCGCUGUGUUGCCCAUGCUGGUCUUGAACUCCUGGGCUCAAGUGAUCCUCCUGCUUCGGCCUCCCAGAGUGUUGGGAUUACAGGCAUGAACCGCUGUGCCUGGCCAAGGCAAACCUUUUUGCGGAAUGACUUGUAAGCCGAAACCUGAGUAACAAGUAAGGAGGUAGUAUUGCAAGUACAGGGAACGGAGUGUGUGAAGGAUAUGAAACAAGAACAAGUUCUUUGUACGAAAGGAAUCCAGAGAGCCUCUGUGUCCCUACUCUCAGAAAGGAAGGGGCAGAGUAGCACGGGAUUGUGCUACGAAGGCUGUGGGGCCAGAGAAGCUAGGACCAAAACCUCCAUUAGGGAUUUUCAUUUUAAAAUUAUACAUACAAUGGAAAGCCAUUGAUUGCCAUGGUUGGGGGUGGAGGGUGGCGGUUAAACAGCAGAACUUGAAGUCCUGGAUCUUCAAAUAUCAUCAUAAUGAUGGUCCUCCUAGGAGACAGUUUUCACACUUACUGAAGGUUUUUGGAUUUGUCAGAUUAAGGUGGAUUUGAAUCCCAUUUCUCUUGUUCAUUGUGUGGCCUGGGACAAAUGACUUAAUUCCACUGAGUCUCAGAUUUCUACCUUGUAAAAUUGGUGUGAUAAUACCAUAUGUCAUAGGGGAGAUUGAAGGAUAUAUGAUAUAUAAGACACUUGUACAGUAUCUGACAUCUAAUAAGUUUUCAAUAUAUGAUAGUGAUGGGAGUAGUAGUUGUUGAGUUUGUUAUUAUUAUGUAUUUAGGACAUUAAACAGGUGUUAAUGGACAGAGGAGCAGAAUAAUAAAUAAUUAACCUAUUGGGUCAUUAAAUAGGAGAGGGAUAUAUCAAAGAAUUUGUUCUAAGAAUCAAAGAGAGGAGCUAAAAAAUGAUAUUUGUUUGUCUUUGUGAUAGCGAAAGUCAAAAAGCAUAGCAGUAAAAUGUGAAUAAUUUCACUCCUUUUCCUCCUGGGUGUUUUUACUUUGUGGAGUUGUAUGUAAGAGUUCAGAAAACAAACAUGGAGUGACUGGUCAUUAGACAUAUUCAAAUAUUCCUGGUAUAUAAUUAUCAGUGCAUUUUGAAUUACUCAUUUUCUCAAGGAAAAGUUUUUGGAGACUUUAACUUUUUUAGAAAUGGGAAAAAAAUGCUAACCUGACCUGCUUCAUGGUGAUUCAUUCCUUUCUCAUUUUGCUCCUUAAAACAAACCAAGAAGCCAGAUGUUUAGUUGCCUAAGAUGAAAGCUGUUUCCUUAGAAAUCCUGAAUGAAAGAAAAACUGCUUCUCUAGAAUGGCAAAGUCCAUUUAGGAGGUAAUCGUGACCUGAUUUAGGCAAUAGAAUGUGGUUGAAAAAUGUUGCUCAUAGCAACCAAGAACACUUGUAGAUAAAUUAGUUUUCUAAAAUAAGCCUUCUCUAAUAACUGUAUAUGGAAUUUUCCUGUUCAACUGUACUGUGCAUUCUUUUUUGUCCAAUGAUUGUAUUGACCUAAAUAGUUCGGUUUGGUGGGCUUAUAACCUUUUGAUUACAUCCAUUUGCUUAAAAAUCUUCCAUUUCUUUUAUAGAAUGUUUUUCACCUGUCAACAUACUCUUGUUCUUUCUGUGAAUUUAUAUAAAAUGUAAUGGUGUCAAGGUACUAGAAAAAAGUCCAAGUUCCCCCGUAUUUAUAAACAGCAGACUGAAAUUGGUAAUUUUUAAUUGUCAUUACUUAAAAAGAUAAAAAUGAAAUAAACUUCUAGUAUGUCUGAUUUUUGUUUCACUCUUUUUAGUGAUGAAACAUUGAGCAUAAAGCUCUGAAACAUGAGUGUAAAAUUAGUAUUUUGACCACUUUUCUCUCUACUCUUGAUUCCUUAAGUAAAAUUUAUGAAUAUCAUAAAUAGAAAUCUAGAUAAAAUAGUCAUGUGUAAAAAUGCAUCGACUCCAAAUAUGCAAAAAACCUUUCACAAAAUAAAAUUUUAUUUAUCCAUAGAUAGGGUUCUAGGCAGCAUUACUUCAUUAUUCACCAUAGGCCUCUUGCUUUGUGAGUUGUUUUUUAAAUAGGAAUUAGAUGUAGAUUUGUAAAAUUUUGAAACUCCUAGAUAGAUGUGGAAAAAGAAUACCAUAAUUAGACACAAGUUCUUCAAUAUCUAUAAUGAUCACAAGACUUUAAAAAAAUUUUUUUUCUUCCAUCUUGAUACCAUAGUUUAGGCCUGACCAGCUACCCUACUUUCAAAUUCUCAGCACAUUCUUUGAAAAGAUGGAUUAAAAUAUUAGUUUCCAUGCUAUAGAGAAAUGCCUGUGAAAAGUAAUUUUUUCUUCGGCAUAGGUACACAGCUGUUAAUCUCUCCUCCUCACUCAUUUCUAAUUUUUAUUCUUUUCAUCACCUGUAGAGAUAAUUUUGUAUAUGGAAUUUUCUGGAACAGAGUUCACUGACACAGUGGUCUCCAUGGUAAAUUUACCAUCAGGCAAAUACCGUCACUGCUUCUGACACUCCCUCUUCACUUAUUUGCCUGUGUCUUCUGGUUUCUUACAAAACAUUCAUUUAAACAGUCAAUAAAGAACAGAAACACUGGAGAUCAGAGGACUGGAAUUCCAGUGACUGCUCUGCUUCAUGACCUCAGCCACACCGCUUUUCCUCCCCGGGCCAUGUUUAGCCAGUGGAGGGAGUUGACCCCACUGUCUCUGCCGUCUCUUCUAGCCCAUUCUGGAUGAUCAGAAUAUUCAAUUUUGCUUUUGCGGAGAAGUUUUAGAGAGGGGGAUUGUAGCUUGUUUCUCUCCUAGCUUCAAUGUGUUGUUCAAAUUUUAAAUUUGUAUCAUAGAUGAAAAAGAAACACUCAUCUGGGAGUGCUGGUGGCAUUUGGAGUUAAUUUUGGACUCUUCUGAUGAAAACUCCAGUUCUAACCAUAGCCUAUCUCCCCUUUCUCUUAACAUGUAUUCAGUCAAGUAACAAAGAUUUAUUGACCUAUGUGCCAGACACUCUUUUUGGCACUGAAAUCCAAUAUAUUAUAUAAUACAGUUGUCUUAAAGUUGGCAACUCUAUCUUGAAAGUAUGAUGCGUUCAUACUUUCAAACUAAGUUAUUAUUAAUGUUUAGAAGUGUACACAAAAGCUAUGAACUUCUUUCACAUAAUCCUUUCCUAAUUUUGUUUUGCGUAUGAUAUAAAAUAUAAAUGAGGAACAGAUAAACCACAACCUCUGGUACUAAAGUAUUCUUUUAUAUUUGCUGCUACCUUGUAAUGCUCAUGAAUUUGUCAGUUUAGAUUUUCAAAAUUAUUUAUGUAUGUUAUCUGUGGUUCCUUUGGUUUUACUAAUACUCAUCAAUUCAUUUCUUAACAUAUACCAAUAGGGCAUCUUUUAUUUGUAAUCAUCUAUUUCUAAUUAAUCAACUUGUUCAGAGAUUUUAUAAUCUAAGGACAAAACCUUGUUUUCUUGACUUUGAGCAUUUUAGUUCUCCCUUCUCUUCCUUUCCCUUCCUUCUCUUCUCCUUCUUCCUAUUAAGUCUUCCCCAGAUUUCUAUCAAUUCUAAAUCAUAAAGGCCCAGGUUCAACUUUCUAGUAUUUCCAUAUACUUGUAGAACAGCAUAGAAUUAUUUCAUGAAACACCUUAGAAUUCACCUGCCAGUGGUGGUAUGAUUGUAAUGAAGUCAAAAUGAUUAGCCAUUUUCUCCUUUUAUGACUCAUCUUUGUCUCCUUAUUCUUCAUCUGUUGGUAAACUUUAAGUUAUUUUUAAUGUACUUUUACCUAAUGUAACUCAGAAGUCAAAGCCCAUAGGUAAAGAAGGCCCUAUUAUAGUUAAAGCAAGAAAUUCAAUACUUUAGGCCAGUUACUUGAGGACUUAUAAAAGUGUGACAAAUUAUUUUAACCCUUAUAGUUGGGCUAAGGUUAAAAGCUGGCUGUACAUUAACAAAAUAGCUAUUAGGUAAGUAAACAGUGGUCUGAGAGGCCAGCUAGACAUUGAGUAGCUGCCUUGUUCAGAUGGAAGUAUUGUUGCUAAGAAAUAAAAGUAGGAUCGAGAACUUGGAGGCCAUACUACUGUGUCCCCUAUGCUCAGAAAACACAUGGCCCACAAUAUGCCCUCAAAAGAUAUUUGUUGAAAAAUAUGUUUCUGACUUUGUUAUCGUCUGAUUAGAACUUUUGUACAUUUCUUUAUGUGUGGACAUUUAAAAAUAUUAAUGUAACAAAAAUGGACUAAGGUCAGUGAUAAAAGAUAUAGGUUCUCAUUCUAAAUAGAAAAUCACAUAACUUACUUAUCUGUUAACGUCUGACUUAUCUAAAAAUUCAGUCUGCUAACCAUGUAAUCAGGGUAUGGAAAUUUGUAAUUGAAAGAUUGUAUGAGUUGGCCUCUCAUUAAUAAAAAAUUGACUCCUUUGUUGUUUAUAUUUUAUGUCUGUUGUGUUAUCUGUUUAUGCCACUUCCAUAUUAGUACUAGUUCUAGAAGGGAGGCAUUGAGAACUCCUCUGUCCCAUGGCCACAGCUGGGGAGUUUCCUCUUCUACAGACUCUGAAUCAGCCCAGAAUUCUCUCCCCUCUAGCCCCAUCCUCCUUAAACCCUUCUUCCAUGGAGAUUCUUUCCUUCUCUCAUAAUCACAGGUGUGGUCUUCACAGGUGUGAUCACAGGUGUUCCCAGCUGUGAUCUUCUUAAUCUGGUCCUGAGGAAAGAAAAGGUAAAUCAGAGAAAUGAGGGAAAAGUCCUCACUGGCCUACCCUAAACCCCCUGUCCCCUCUUUCUGUUCCACUUUAUCUCAAUUCAUUACCCUCAUCCACCUCCUCCCAAGUUCCCGUUUCAUUUGUCAUCCCCAAGCCCUUGGCUCUGUCCCUCACCUCCCAAAACUGUGGCCCUCUUAUAGGCUACUCUCCAUCCCCUCUCAUGGCAUCCACACCCCACAAAUCCCCAGGAGUGACUGUGAAAAGAUUCUGAGCUUACAAUGAAAGGAACAGGAUUCCCUGCUCAGGCCAGCGAGGCAGGAUGCUCUUGCCGCCCCAGGUGUCGCUGGCCACGGGAUGCAUUUUCCCCAGUGUUCUGAGUUACUCCUGGCCUUGUCUUAGUACUGUGUUUUAAAUCCAGUUUUGUGGGCUGAUCUGACAACUUAACCUCAAAUUUUAUUCUUGUUUCCCUGGGAAAAUAUUAAAAUUUUGCAGAACUGACUAAUAAAUGAACUUUUGGAAUACCAUAUGUUUGUAAAUGGGUGGCUGCCUGUUUUCUGAUAAUGGUGUAUCCUGUAGUGGCUCAGAAUGCCUUUGUUUGGGUUUGGAGGUGAAGAGAAAGAAAGGAUGUUUGGUUUGUUUUAACACUGAGAAUUUUUGGCUCUAAAAGUACUUUGUAAUCAUUUUAAUUUUUAUUAUUCUUUCAUUUAAAUUGGGACAUUUGUACCAAAAAUGUCUUUCAGAUUCAUGUAAUUCCUUAUAUCUAUCAACAGUUGUGUACCUAUGCUGAAGAAAAAAUUACUUUACACAGGCAUUUCUCUAUGGCAUGGAAACUAAUAAUUCUUUUCAAAGAAUAUGCUGAGAAUUUGAAAGUAGGGUAGCCGGUCAGGCCUAAACCUUGGUAUCAAGUCAUGCUGUGUAAAAGAUGGCUUUUCACAUAAUUGUUUUAGUGAUGUGUUCUGUCUGUGUAAGUAAAAAAAAAAAAAAGAGAGAGGGUAUUGCUUGAGAGAUAUUUACUUUUCCAUUUUUCUGUAUAUUUUUUAGAAUAUUUAUUAACCAGGUUAUCAGGACACUGUGUGUGUAGCAUCAUCCUAGAAGUAAUUAUCCACAUACUUCUCUUGGUUAAACUUAACUACAUGAAGUGUGUCCUCAGGAACUUAGCUGAACUGUGUGAAACCCAUUCAGUUCACACAGGCCCUUGAAUGUGCACUUUAAAGCUUUUCAUGGAAAAUGUCUGAACCUUUAUUAAUAUAUUGUUUAUAUCUGAAUUAAGUUAGGGCCAAGAACUGUAAUUAUUUUUCUCCUGCUUGCAUCAAUAGUUUUACAUAGGCCUUCUCUGCUGAUAAAUUUGAGUCAGAUUAAUGAGUAAUAAAUCUAAAGAUAACCUUUUAAAACCAUUGGAGAGCCAAGAAAGUGAACAUAUAAUUAUGAUUUAAAAGGAUAUGUGACUAAGGCACUCAGAUGUGUUUCAUCUGGUGCCUGGGUGUUCAUUUCUAGUUUUAACGCAAUUGAAUGAAAAUUACUUCCUAAUUCCAUCAAAAUAGCAUCAUUGGCUACUUUAGACUUUUUAGAGUUGAUGUUAGGAAAUACACCAGUACACCAUACAAAAUUAGAAAUUGAGGAAUCAGAAGGACCAGAAGUUCAACCAAAGGACUAAGAAAUAGUAAGUUCCUAGAAAAAUUCAAGUCAACUUUUUCUACAUAACAUUUUGCCAGUAUUUGUACUCUUCCUAAUUAAAAAUGGGCAUACCAUUUAAAAACAUACUGUAUUUAUCAAAAGUAGGAAUUUGUCUAAUAAAUUGAAAUUUUGUUUAAACAUCAUGCUUUACAUUCCUGAUAUGCCAUAAAACUUAAUGGUGGACCAGAAAUGUAAAAGCUUGACCAGUUGGGUUUCAUGUAUACUUUGAAACCAGAAGGCCAUCACUUGGUUGUUUGUUUCUACAGUAGAAAUGAAAACAAUUUAUUGUUUGCUAAAUAAUGGACACACUUUAAGAAUUUUAAAGUGAUUCGUAACCUUCAAGAGUUUACUUGGCAUGUACAGCUGUUUUUAAAAUUGCAUUGAAAUGCUGUUUUCAAAUAUCCUAGAGAGAAGGGGUCUUGUUUUUAGUCUGAAGCAAUAUCAGAUCACAUAUAUAGUCAGAAAUAUCAUAAGUUUGAGUAGAAAUGUUUAUCCUUCCUUCUACCUAACUUAAAUGCCUUUGGAUCUCUAUUUAAUGUGUUGAGAGACCCUGACUCUAUUUUUAAAGAAAUUGAGGCAAGAGUAUACUAAUAUUAGCCAAAAAUCCUUCAGUUGGAUACAUUAAAUAAUUUUAAGAAACCAACAAAAAAUCUAAUCAGUGCAUUGUAAUAGUAGUUGUAUUAAGGUUGAACUGUUAGAGGUGAUUUAUUUCUUAUUUUCCAAACUAUAAAGUGGUUAUAUUACUUUCAUAAAUAGACUUUUAAAAACAUGUCUCCAUGUGUAUAUAUAUUUAGAGAGGAGAGAGCCUCUGAAUGACUCAUUCUGGAAAAAAAGGGGGGCAGUUUUCAACUUUUCAAAUAGCUUUCUUUUCUCUUCUUCCCAUUUCUUCACUGAAAAUUGCCAGUUACUGUAUAUAAAAAGUGUUCCUUUUCUUUUAACCAUUUCUGCUUCCUGCCAAGGUGUAAAUCAGAAAGCCCAAGUUUCUUUCUCCCACUUCAUAAACAAGACUUCGUUCUGCUUCAGACACUUGGAGCCCUGCCAGAGUUGUCAUGAUGAUGUCAGUUUACCAAGAAUGUUCACAUUUCUCAUGCUGUGUUCCACAUUCCCUGGACUCGAGCAAAUGUCCUUUUAGAGCUCACUGAAGUUUCAGGAUUGGAUUUAAAAAGCAUGCCUUGUUUUCAGUACUUGCCCUUCAUGUGCUACCUUUUCAGAAUCAGGGAUCCAUUUUUAACAGCUUGACAGUUUACAAGCCCACACGAUACAUUUUGUAUUUGUCGAUUAAAUACAGAAUGACCAAAAGUUUAUCAGUUGGUGAAACCAGUCAGAUUUGCUAGUUUAACAAAUUGGAAUUUUAUUAAUAGUAUUCUCUCAUUUAGCAAGUAUUUAUUUUAUAUCUAUAUUUAUAAUUUAUGAUGUUUCAUUGAUUUUUUAAAUUUCCUUUUCACAAAUAACAAUGACAUCUACCUAUUUUGGGGGAAGUAAUACCUCUGUGUAGGAGAUGGAACUUAUCAGAUGAAUUCUGAUACCUUGUAUUAUUUCUUGAUUCUUGGCUAGCUGAUUGGAAACCACUAUGAUAUACAUCAUUGUAUCUAAUUAUUUAAUAAAUGAUUUGAGCCUGUAAGCCAUAAAUAUUAGAAAAUCCAGACGGUUUUUGAAACUUAUUUAGAGAGAUGGCUAUGAUUGAAGGGAGUAGUUGAACUUUGUGUAUACCUUGUCCUGGUAAAUUUAAUGGACAUCUCAUUUAUACAGAAGUUCAGAGGGCCAUGAAGAGUUCAGUCCUUCUAACAUUUAAAAUGUGUUGAAGCCCAAUUUUAUGGAUUUUUGUAGAACAAAGGUUUAAAAUAAAACCUGUUCUAUUUUAUAUCUGCUGCAUUUGAUCUAGUUAUCCCAUGUAAUUCAAUACUGUGCAGAAUUUUAUUUCUGAAAUGAUCCUUGAAAAUCAUAUAGUCUGACUAUAAUUUUACAGGUAAGUCUUGGAUAACUGAAUGAUUCUGGAUAGUUUUAACUACAUGUUCAGAAAAUUGGACUAAAUAAGAUAAAUUCUGUGAAAUAUAUUAGUCCUCAGAAUUCUUUGUAAAUGCCCAACAAAUAUGGAUGUGUUUAUAUGGAUUUAUUAUAGUAGUUGCACAUUGAUGACCUAAUUAACCUAAGAAACAAAAUAUCAGUACAUAAUUAUUUAUAUUAUAAACAUAUUUGAUUUUUUAAUAUCCUCUCAACUUGAGUUGGCAAAUUACAUCUUUACAAGGAAAGAAAGGGGGAAUUUUCUUGAUUUAUUUAUUUAUUUAGAGAUGGAGUCUCAUUCACUCAGUCACUCAGGCUGGAGUGCAGUGGCACGAUCUUGCUCACUGAAACGUCUGCCUCCCAGGUUCAAACGAUUCUCCUGCCUCAGCCUCCUCAGUAGCUGGAAUUACAAGCACGCACCACCACGCCCAGCUAAUUUUCGUAUUUUUAGUAGAGAUGGCGUUUCACCAUGUUGGCCAGGCUGGUCUCGAACUCCUGGCCUCAAGUGAUCUGCCCACUUCAGCCUCCCAAAGUGCUGGGAUUACAGGUGUGAGCCACCACGCCCAGCCUUGACUUAAUUUUAAAGUGGGCUUUGUUUGACUUUCUAGGCUGAUGUUGAAUAUUGCCUACUUUUCAUUUCUCUUAUAAUAAUAAUGUGAGCUACAGUUUUCUUUUAAUCACCAAGUUUUGAUUCACUCAAAAUAAUAGAACUUGAGAUGGGUGCCAGCCAAAACACUAAGUAUUGUUAAUCAUAGGCAAAACCCUGGUCCUCUGUCCUUUGUUCUCAUUGAGUGGCGUAAUGACUUGCUGAAUUCCAAUUCAUAAACUCAAAUCAUUGUGAAUUUUAUGUUUAAUCCUCCUAGCAUUGCUCUAUGGCAAAUGUAUCCUUUUGAUAAUUUUUAGAGCAUUCCCUUGCGGCUUUUUAUAGAAGUUUCAAAACAAGUUUAAACUAGGCAAAUUAAAAUCUAGUUUGAAUACAGAGAUUUUUAAAUCUCUAUUUUAAGAAAUAAUUGCAGAUUCCAAAAGUAGUUUUCAAAUUAGCAAGGAGGCCUCAACCAGUGUUUCAUUCCCAUUUUUGAACUCUUCAUCACAUUCUCUAGAAUUUCAAGAGUGAAUUUCCAGCGAGAAAAGGACCUGACACACGAGUGAAAUGGUUACCUGGCAUGAAAGGAUAUACAAGAUGGUCUACUAAGCCACAGUUGUACUGUUUUUGAUAUUACCAUUGUCUCUAUAUGGAUAAGAACUGUCUUAUAAACUCUGAUAUACUAUUUGUCCCACUUUUAUGCAUUGUAUAAAAUAAGUAAAUGUUUUGUUAAUUGACAUUGCUUUAGUCUUUCUGUAGUUUUGAGUUUAAGUUGUUGUGUGCAUCUUAAGGCAUUUCUCCAAGAAAUAUUUCCUAAUUGACCCAGUUUGCUUUAGGAAAGUUCCCUCAGUUCGCCUUUGAAAAGACUGUUUUUCUAAAUUUAGUGCUAUUUAAGAUUUCUUUUCUCUCCUUAUUUUCCAAUAUGAACUCCAGUUUCUUCCUUUGUUCCCAAGCAGCCAACUAGAGUAUUAGAGGGUCCUCCCUCAACCAGGACAUGAGAUUUAUUUCCUUUGCUGCAGAGCAGUGCUUUCCAUAGACUAGAGGUGCACUUAGUUUUCUUUUGUUUUUAUUUAUAAUUUUUAUUAUUAUUAUUUUGAGACACGGUCUCACUUUGUUGCCCAGGCUGGUCUCGAACUCCUGGCUCAAGUGAUCCUUUCACUUCAGGCUUCCAGAGUGAUGGGAUUACAGACAUGAGCGCCAUGCCAGGCCUUGUUUUUAUAAUGGUAUUGUUACUAAGACUUUAAUCUUUUAUUCUCUCAAGUAUUUCUUUUUUAUCCUUAACUAUCUUAAAAGUCACUUCCUUUUUUGUUGUAUGCACACAGCUAGCAUUUGAGGACACAGUGUAUGCAUAUUUCCAUAAAUUAAAGGCCCCAAACCUGGCUGUCUUGGGGAAAGUUUAUAUUCAGACUUCUCCAAAUUCUGUUUCCAAACAGAAAUGUAGUGUGAACAAAGCAGAGACUGAAGAGUGAAUUGCACUGAGUUGGUGCCGACACAGCGUCUCCUCUCUCCUCUUCAGCCCUGGUGACCGGCCUCUUUCCCUUUUGUAGGAAGUUCUUUUCAGAUCAGUAGCUGUCUGCAAGGCCUGUUCUCCCCUGCAGUUCAACUCUACUUUGUAAACAUUCUUUCAACGUUAGGUUUGUGUUUUGGAACCUUAUUAAAAGUUUUUGAAUCAGAUUCUCUCUUAAGUUCUCCAAAAUCCAGUGAUUCUGCACUGCUUCCCUUUCAAUGUCUGACACAACUAGGAGUAGUAAUUCAGUUGUUUUUCUGAUUCCCAUAACAUUAAUGCAUAAAAACAUAAGCAGAACAGUAAACCAUUUGUUCUCCUACCCUGAAGGAGAGCCCAAAUCCUUUGGUUGUAUUGGAAUUUUAUUUUCUAUGUGGUGUGAAACAAACCAAUCAUCGAACCCAUGCUUGGUCACCUUUUUAAAAUAACAGUUUACCUAUAAUAAUAUCUAUUGCUUUAUAAGAGGAUUCACUUUAUAUUGAUGAAACAUUUGCUAAACACUUAAGGAAAUUCCCAUAAAAUGAUGGUCCAAUUGUAAUGGUAGUUUAUAUUGGUCAAUAAUUUUAUUUUAUGUGAGAGUAUCUUGAAAUAUUUGUAUUUAUUACAUUUAAAAUUAUAAAUUUGCUUGAUUUUUGCCUUUUUCAGUUAUGUUUAUAAUGAAGCAAUAUGUUGAUGUUGAUCUUGUCAACUUUUGAUAAACAUGGCAAUUUACAUGGGAAAUGUAUUCUAUCUUAAAUAACCAGACAUGUGAAGAGACAAGAUAAAAUGAUUAUUUUAUAAAAAAUAAAGCAACAGGCAAUAAAAACAGACCACAAAGGAGCCAAAUUAUGAAGUUUUCAGACACAUGUUGUAAAGUAACUAUACGUGAUAUAUUCAAGUAGUUAAGACUGAGUUUAGUGGAGAACUUGAAACUGAAAAAAAAAGAAAUUCUAGACCUUAGCUCGUCUUUUUAUUCUUAAUUGUCUUAAAAUUCACCUUACGAUAGUUAAUGAUAAAAAGUUAAAACCAGCCCAAAGUGUGAUAUAAAAUAAACUUAAUAUCACCUUAAUAGAAAGCAUAUUUACUGUUUAGACCGUCAAGAUGAUUAACUGCUGCACCAUCAGUAAUCUGCUUUUGACCAGCUGGACCCUUUUUCUGACCACCCAUUUCAACAGUGCCAUUAUCACCCAGUUCUCAGAUCCAGGUCAAGUUGCCCCAAUGUCGCUUUCAUCAGCUUAGCGAUGUGAAUCCCAGCCAGAAAUUCAUCAGUUGCUUUUCAUUCUAAGAGUCAAAUAAGCAUUUGCUUGUUUGGGCAGAUUUGACCAGAAACUGGCAUUUUCUUUGCUUAUUGCCAACUUAACCAAAUUAUCAUUGCCUUAUCAAGGUUGUAGAGAGAGGACUUCUUUAAAGUUUUCCUAUUUUUUUACUCUACUUGAAGAACUUGGUGCAGGUUCAAAUGGAAUUAAUUUGAUCUUUAUCUAAUUUAUAUCAUAAGGUUUUGUUCUCGUAGUUUAUCAUUGAAUGAUGUUUCUGUCAAUUAAAAUUUUUUGCCAAAUUUUAGUUUGGGUUUAGAUUUCAAAAAUGUAAUUAUAUUUCAAAAAUGAAAUAUGAUUGGAGAAGACUCCCUGUGCUAUAUUGGUAAUACUGGUUUCCUAACAGUGGUCUUUCUAGUACAUAGAUAUGUCACUAGUUUGUAGUUGUUUUAACCAUUUCAUGAAUGAAAUCUUUAUGAUUAGUCUAUCCUUUGGAGAAUUGAGAGCUAACUGUACUAUGCCUGUAUUUGAUUUGCUCAUACAUUUUACUUGUCUGAUUUACUUAUAGACUGCAGACUGUUUUUUGUUGUUGUUGUUGUUUGGUUUUUGGUUUUUGUUUUUGUUUUUUUCGAGACUGAGUCUUGCUCUUUCGCCCAGGCUGGAGUGCCGUGGCACAAUCUCGGCUUACUGCAACCUCCGCCUCCCUGGUUCAAGCAAUUCUCCUCCCUCAGCUUCCUGAGUAGCUGGGAUUACAGGCAUGCGCCACCAUGCCUGGCUAAUUUUUUUGUAUUUUUAGUAGAGACAGGGUUUCACCAUAUUGGCCAGGCUGGUCUCAAACUCCUGACCUUGUGUUCUGCCCGCCUUGGCCUCCUGAAGUGCUGGGAUUAUAGGCGUGAGCCACCGUGCCCGGCCUACAGACUGUUUUAUUGGAGACUAUUCAUCAGCUUUCUGACCUGACACUUCAUUAUUACAAAUUUUAUAUAAAUACAUACAUAUGUUUUAUCAUUCGACAGUGUUUAUUUUGAAAAUUGUUUUUUGUACCAGAAAUCUUUAGUUAAUUUUUUUACCCAUAUAAUUUAAUUUCCAAAAUAUUAUUCAGGUAAUUAGGCAUUUCUAGAUAGAGUAAACUGCUAUAUACUCAGCAUAGUGAGCAGUUACUUUUUUCCCAUUUAGCGUGAUUAGGCAUAAUUACUGAUAAUUUCUGUUGAUAAUCUGUUUUGUACCUUAUGAAUCCAAACAUUAAUGCAACAUGUUGAGCUUCUUUACAUGUCCCAGUUGUCCACAUUGGCUCUUAGCAGAAGGUUGAUGUAUAUUGCCAGUACUAAGAAGGAUAAAGUUACUGGUCAGCAUUGCCCCAAUUUUGAGAAACUUUGAAAGCUCCUGAGUUUUGGGGAAGAGGUCAGUGGUUCAGGACCAGAUUUCAACAGGAAUGCAGCCUAUUUACACUAAGUCUAGUUGAGUAUCUGGGUCCAAAAAGAGAUCAAUUCCUAAAGAAACAGCCUACAGUUGGGGACUGGGAGUGAGGAGGCGGGGAGGAAGGCAGCGCAGUUCUGUGACUGUAAUGCAGAGGUGUUAUUAAUACCACUUGCCAAGGUGGGCAUUUCCAAGACUUCCUUCAAGAUGAGAUGGGAGGAGACCAGAAUAGGAUACACACAAGCCCCUGGAGAUCUGAGCCUUGGCAAAAACAAAGCGAGGAAUGACCUGAAGAUGCCAGGAGGGAGUGUGCCUAGGAGGGAGUCAGAGAGGCUUGUGGGGGAAAGGAGCAGCCUGUCUGUAUUCAGGUGUGGGGCAGCAGAGCUGGGAGUGGGGGGUGCCUGUGGAUAUCCUGGACAGCUGUUCUCCCAGGCUGCCAGGAGCGGGUGGCUUACUGACACUCAGAUGUCCAUUCUGACUGCUCACAUGGAUCUAGACAGUGCCAGAUGGCAACAGUAUUUCCUAUGAAGUUGCCGUAAGUGCAUGUUAGGCAAAUGGUAAAAUGUUAUACUAAGAUAUUAAUAUUUCAUAAUCUGGAAUAUAUGAGAUUGAUAAUAUGAAGUACACAUUUUGUUUCAUUUUCUUUGAACUAGCUUGGUUUAAAAGUACUCUUGUUGUGGCCAGGCACAGUGGCUUAUGCCUGUAAUUCCAGCACUUUGGGAGGCUGAGGUGGACAGAUCACUCGAGGCUAGGAGUUCAAGACCGGUCUGGCCAACACGGUGAAACUCAGUCUCUACCACAGAUACAAAAUUGGCGGGUGCCUGUAAUCUCAGCUACUCUGGAGGCUGAGGCAGGAGAAUCACUUGAACCCAGGAGGUAUAGGUUGCAGUGAGCUGAGAUCGCGCCACUGCACCCCAACCUGGGCUACAGAGCAAGACUCUGUCUCAAAAAAAAAAAAAAAAAAAAACAGUGGGGGAGAGUACUCUUUUAGCUUUUCGGAAUUACUUGAAGAUUCUCAGUGACGGUGCUUUUUCUCCACCCGCUUUCCAGUUUGUAUCAUUUUUUGCCAACUCUGGCAUUUUCUACGUAGUGUACUUUCUGUAACUAAAUUUGUUUUUUACGUUUAUGGCUGUGUAGCAGAAAAUUCAACAGUAAUUGUUUAAAGUUUGGUUUGAGCAAUUUGGGAAGAUAGCAGUUCCUAAAACAAGUUAGCAAUGUUCUUACCAUUUGGGAUGAAUAUCAGAGAUACAGGGAGACUGACUGUCAGACAUGUUGUCUUCAAGGCUCUUAGCAAAUACUCUGAUGUGAGCUCAGGUUAUUUCAUCUAUAAACUGGUGAUAGUAUCUGCCAAAUUGUUUAGUACAAAAGAAGCAUAGAUAGUACAUAGAUGGGGCAAAGGAAACUGUGGCUAGAGUGGGUCGGUGGGCAUGGUACCAUAAAAGUAGACCUCUACCUGUCUUUGCUGCAAAGUCUUCUGAGCUUUUAUUCAUGCAGCACCCCCUUCAUUUAUUCAACAGACAUUUGGAUGUGUAUAGUAUUCAAUUAUUUAUUCUUCCUUUCAAUUUGUAUGUAUAAGGGGUUGGGGAUUCCAAACAAAGAGUGUCCUCAAGAAGCUUCUGUUUGUUAGAGAGACAAUCAGACAAUUUUGCUGGAGCAGUUGGUACAGCAGAGUAAGGAUGUGGAGUCCACUGUGAGCUGAGGUGUGUAGGAAGCAUAGAGGACAAGAGGAGGGAAGGUGUCCCAGACACAGGAGAGAGCGCUGCCUUUCUUAGCUAUCCCAUAUGUCUCAGCCUCAGGGAAAAAAGUCACAGGACGGGUUGGUGGGAUCAUGCAAGGUUGUGUGUGCCAUACCAAAAGGGUGGUAAGCAGAGCCCUGCAAAAGUUUAGGCUGGGAAUGACAUGAUCAAGUGAGUGUCCAGCAGCAGCGUGGAGGAUGAGACUAGCCUGGAGGAGGGCGGGUCAUUUCAAAGGAUGCUGAGAUAACCCAGGAGAGUUAUUGAUGGUAAAUGUGCUGUAGGGCUCUGACUCUCUUUAGCUUCGAGACCUCAAGCAAGAUGCUUAACCUCUGCGCCUCAUUUUUCUUCAUGUGUAAAGUGAAGAUAAUAAUAGUACCAACUUCAAAAAAAGGUUAUGGAGUGGUUAGAAGUGAUGAUUAUGCAAUGCCUGGUAUGUAGCAGGCUUUAAGUAAAUAGCAAUAAUUAUUAUAAUGCCAGGUCUCAAAGGUCAUUCAAACCCAACUUAUUCAAAAUAAACCUUUUUUUUUCUUUUUUGGUGGCCUGCAAUAUCAGUGUUCUCCACCUCACUUUGUCAUCCUCCCAGACGUACCUCAUCACCAGCAACCUCAGCAUGAUCCUUGACAGGACCCUCUCCCUCCUGUUGUAUGGGCUUUAUCACCCAUCGCCGAUGAUUUUAUCCUCUAUGUAAAUCUGGAAUCCAUUCACUUCUCUCCAGUUCUGCCAUUACAACUGUCUUAGCCCAGAGGAUUACAUUCUGCCCUUAAAUGGUUGCUGGGUAUCUCCUCUCCAUUCCACCUCUCCCCGCUCCACCCCAUUCUCCACUUGGGAACCAGAGUGUGACGAUCUUCCAAAAACAGAAAUUAAUUACAUUGCUGCCAUAUUAAAGAAAGAAACUCCAGUGAUUUCCCAUUGCUUUAAAGAAAAAUAUCAACAUUUAUCUUACACUGUUGGUGGGACUGUAAACUAGUUCAACCAUUGUGGAAGAUAGUGUGAUGAUUCCUCAAGGAUCUAGAACUAGAAAUACCAUUUGACCCAGACAUCUCAUUACUGGGUAUAUACCCAGAGGAUUAUAAAUCAUGCUGCUGUAAAGACACAUGCACAUGUAUGUUUAUUGUGACACUAUUCACAAUAGCAAAGACUUGAAACUAACCCAGAUGUCCAUCAAUGAUAGACUGGCUUAAGAAAAUGUGGCACAUAUACACCGUGGAAUACUAUGCAGCCAGAAAAAAGGAUGAGUUCAUGUCCUUUGUAGGGACAUGGAUGAAGCUGGAAACCAUCAUUCUCAGCAAACUAUCGCAAGGAUGGAAAACCAAACACUGCAUGCUCUCACUCACAGGUGGGAAUUGAACAAUGAGAACACUUGGACACAGGGUGGGGAACAUCACACACCGGGGCCUGUCAUGGGGUAAGGGGAGGAGGGAGGGAUAGCAUUAGCAGAUAUACCUAAUGUAAAUGACAAGUUAAUGGGUGCAGCACACCAACAUGGCACAUGUAUACAUAUGUAACAAACCUGCACAUUGUGCACAUGUACCCUAGAACUUAAAGUAUCAAAAAAAAAAUAAUCCAAUACACAUCAAUUCUUUUUCAUCCAGUUGUUUUAUAUAUUUAAGCACAGAGAAACCCAAGCAAGGGCAUGUAACACACUUUACGUCAGUCUUCAGGGGGUGAGAUUGGAGGUGGGGCCAGUUGGUGGCUCUGAGCUGGGCUCUAGGACUAGACUCCUUGGGAUAUCUAGUUCUCACUUUCUAACUUUAUGGCCCUGGGCUUUUACUUUGCACUUCCCUAUGGAUAAUAACAGCAUGAAAACACUUAGGAAGUACCUAGCAUCCAGUAAAUACUAUAUAAAUGGUAUGCUGCUAUUACUUCUUUUCCUAUUGUUGAGUUGUUGCAGUAAACAUACUUUACUUUUACAGCCCCUUAAAAAUUUUAAGAGAAAAUUUUAAAGGAAGAGAGAUGGAAGAGUCCAAGGAAGUCUCAGUGAAAUCUCAUUGUUGCCUGCAAGUCUCUGUGAUAGUCCCCUGCCUAUUCUGCAGCUUCAUCAUGUGCUGCUUUUCUUCCCCUUUCUUUCUGGACCCGAGUCAUGCCAGUCUUCUCUCAAUUCCUGCAGCCUGACCUCUGCUCAUCUUUCAGGUCUCAGGUCAAAGUUACUUCCCUGGGAAGCUUUGACCUGGGUCUCUUAGACAAAGUCUGAUUCCCAUAAUCUCACAGCACUUUUUCUCUAGAGCGUGGAUCCUAGUUAUAAUUACAUACUUCUUUGAGUGAUUGUUUAAUAACUGACACCCAUCACUUGUCAAGAAUCUCUAAGAGGCCAUGACUGUCCACUUUGCUCAUCAUUAUAGCCCUCAGGGCCUAGCACAGCAGUUUGCCUAAAUAAGUAGGAAAAGGGCAUCCCACAGAACUGGGAGUAAGGCCAGGUUUGGAGUAGAGAACAUAAGCUCCAUGAGGACAUGCAAGAAGUGCCACUGGAGAACAGGGGAACUGCUGUGUUCUGAAGGAAGGAUUUUGAAUUGUGUCCAGGUAUUUUAGGAGCUAGUGAGAGAUUUUAGCCAAGGCCAUGAUUAUAGGAUUAGAUAGCAUUUUAGAGUGGUCACUCCAGCACCAGUGUGGUGGAUGGGUGGAAUACAGGGUCAGAACUUAUACAACAGGGAUGGAGCAGCUGGAACAGCUUCAGGAAACAUUCGGAUGGAAGGACUAAUGGUACUAUGUGUGGAGUGGAUGUGAAGAGAUGCCAUGAUGAUAAAGAUGACUUCCGCGUUCCCGGUUUAUAUUACUUUCUGGAUUUUGACUUUCAUUUGGGAAGUUAAGGAACAGAGAGUGAAGAUCAGAUUUAGAGAGAAUACUACGAAAUUAGAUUUGUAUAUGUUAAACACCUGCAAGGCAUCGUAGAGGAAUUGUCCAGUGGAGGCAGGCAUAAGGUGGUCUGGGCUAGGAAGAGAUUUAGAAGACACAGGUCUGCACAAAGUGGAUGCUGUAGGUGUGAAUGAGGUGGUCCAGACAGCAGUCCUUCCCAUAGGUCCAGCCCAAACCCAUCUUCUGUAAAGAAAAUUUCAGUCUAUAAGGAUUCCACAUUUUCUGCCUGCAAGUGCUUUUUUAUAUUCAGAAGUUUUUCUUAGAGGCCAGCAGGGAAGCUGUAAUAUACAGAAAUAUCUGCCCUCAGACAUUUCCCUGCAUAGUAGGACAGUGUUUUCACAUAGUCGUUCUGCAAGAAUCAUGGUAGGUGUGCUUCUUCCAGGCACUUAUCAGUGGGCGGUGGACCUGGCAUUCAUAUCAGCAAGGGAAGUGGAAGCAAAGGUCAAUAUGAAAUAAAUAUUCAUGGUUUCAUGUUAAAAACAAAUUAAGAAGGGUGAAACCAGUAUAUCAGUCAUACUUCUCCAGAGAAACAGAACCAGUUGGCAGCAGAGUUGGAGGAUAGGGGGUGGUAUUUAUAGAUAGAGGGAGGGAGAUUUACUUUAAGGAAUUGGUUCACACAGUUAUAGAGGUACAAGUCCAAAGUGCUGGAUAGAGACCUAGCAGGCUGGAGACCUGGUAAAGAGCUGCAGUUUGGGACCAAGGGCAGUCUCCUGGCAGGAUUCCUCCUUUUUUUCUUUUUUAAGGCCUUCAGCUGGUUGGAUGAGCCCCUCGCACAUUAUAGAGGGAGUCUGCUUUACUCAAAGUCUACUGAUGUAAAAUGUUAAUCCUGUCCAAAAAUAGAACUUCACAGAGACAUCUAGAAUAGUGUUUGACCAGAUAUCUGUAUACCGUGAUCAAACCAAGUUGACACAACAUUAACCAUCACACUCAGUAAGCUGCCCUGUCUGCUCCAGGAAAGCUCUGCAAUGCUGCAGGUCUAGAAAAGAUGGCCUCCAUGUGAGGUUCAGGCUUUAGUCUGAUUAUCUCGAGCUUAAAUGUCAAGUGUCCAAAACAUCCAAAAUUUCAAGACCUUAAAGAACCAAAGGCCAUUGCUUGUUAAGGAGCUUUGCUGUUGCUUUAAGGGUGUUUAAUGCAUCAUGGUUUUUUCAUUUUGUCUCACAGUUUGUAUUACAAAACUAAAAACUCAUACACUCAACACACAGAAAAUAAGCAUUUCAUGGUUCUUUUCCAUUUUACAGAUGAGGAAACGGGUUGAGCCAGUGUUAGGUUCCAUGCCAAAUUGAGGACCAUUAAGUGGCUAGUUUGAACCUAGGUCUUCUCACUGUAAAUUGAGCCCUUCCUGUCCCUCCCUGCCAUGCCCCCAAACACCUUAUUUCUAAAAGAGAAGGAAGGGAGAGAGAAAAACAGAGACAGACUAUGGGAAUGAAUAUUUACAGAACUCCUACUUGAAUUCACGGUAGGGGAAAUAAAAAUAAAUUUACCAGAUUAUAUGCCUAACUUGAUCCCUCUGGGGUUGUAGGUAUUUCAAGCUACUUGGAAAUUAGAGGAAUUUAAGUUUGCAGUCCAUUCCUUCCUCCGUCUGCAUUUUUUGUAUUUGUGGAUGAGUAAGUAUUGAAACUCUGAAGAAACCACCUCUUUCACUCACUCAGGUCACCUCCUCGCUGCCCCAUGCCUUUGAGAGGGUGUUUUCACAGUCAUUGAGUCUGUCGGGUUUGGGUCUUGUGGUAUGCCUCCUUCCAGUUUGUUUGGUUAGUUAGCGAAUGUGUUUUGCAUUCAACCAAGGAAGUUCAAAAUACUGUCUCUGAGAGAGCCGGUUAAGGUAGAAAUGCUGUCCAAGUUACGAGUGGCAGACUGGCUGAGUUCUCCGGGCGAUGAUUGAGAAAACCACCCACUAAUUUUAGGCUGGAAGAGCUUGCAGCACAAAUUGAGUUUUGAGUAGAAAACAAGGUCUUACUGAGAUAUCCUAUAGCCAUUGGAAACACCUUCUGGCUCCUUAGCUCUUGGCCACUGUGAAAGUUCGUAUCACUUACUCAUUGUCAUAUCAAAUGUGGUAAAGAUCUUAGUUUUGAAUAUUCUGCAUUCUGCCUAAGAUCAUUUAGAUCUCAAAGGUAAUGGCAGCAGAGCUUGUCCUUCUUUCCUAUGACUAAUGCAGAUGGGAAGCCGUAAGCCUCAGGCAGCAGUCUCACUUUUAAGUGGAUAAGCCGGGUAAUAGCGCACAGAAUUACCGAGUUAUCAGUUUCAAGCUUGUGGGCCAUAUACUAAAUCGUAGUGUCCUAAAAUGUGUAUUCACUCACCCCACUUACGUACAUAUUGUAACUUUUCAAAGAAUUGUCCUGGCUUCAUCAGAUAGUUUCAUCUGCUUUGUUUUGCCAGGAUGACGUUUAAGUGUGUGGCCAAAGCUCCAAUUGGUCUUUCACAAGAAAAUUGCAUAUGGCUCUGUUAGUCCCAAUUCUGGCACCAUUUCAAACCUUCUGGAGCCAUAACCAGGCCAUUAAAAAGUAAAUAUUUUCCAGGAAUUGAUUUCCCAAUGUAUUUGUGCCUUGAAUAUACAGGUGCCCAUGUCUAAUUCUGUAUGGUUUUGAAUAUCUCCCUAGAGUCUCUCAUUGGGUUUUCACAACAAAUCUGCAGUUGGUAGAAGAGCUGAUGUUAUAAAAUAAGCAAAAACAGAGGAAUGGCAUUUACUUAAGGACCCCUAGACUGUAUAGUUUUAGCAGUCACCAUUUUCUGUCACCUACUUUGAGCCAGGAAUUGUGCUGUUUUACAGACAGCCACUAAUAUUAUUUAAUCCUCGUAACAACCUGUGAAGUCAGGAAGGUAAGUUUCAGGGUAGUUUUAAGUUUUCAAGUAGUUUUAGUUUUACCGAAGGGCUGGUAAGUGGAGCCCAUCUGGUCUAAGGCCCAUGCUUGUUCCGAUUCAAGCUGCACUUCAUUUCAGGUUGAUACUGUUAAGUUCAGUGGCUGUUUAUGAUCCAUAUUUAACUUUUCAUCCAUCAGAGUGUUUGAGUGGGGAAUAAAUAGGUCAGAACUGAUGUAGAUUUAACUUUUGUUGGUGCCCAGCCUCGCUAUAUGCAGACUUCAAUAAUUGUAUAAAUCCCUGUAUUUACAUUUUUAUGACAAUUGAGAUGUUUCAAUCCAGAAGAAAGUACAGCAUGAGGGAAUUAAGAUGUUUAAAUUUGGUAAGUACUUAUAGAGCACCAGUAUUUGCUGGGCACUGUGAUUGCUGCUUUCAUAUAUACUGUAUGAUUUUUUUUUUUUUUUUUUUUUGAGACGGAGUCUCGCUCUGUUGCCCAGGCUGGAGUGCAGUGGCGCGAUCUUCGCUCACUGCAAGCUCCACCUCCCGGGUUCACGCCAUUCUCCUGCCUCAGCAUCCCGAGUAGCUGGGACCACAGGCACCCACCACCACGGCCGGCUAAUUUUUUGUAUUUUUAGUAGAGAUAGGGUUUCACCGUUUUAGCCAGGAUGGUCUCGAUCUCCUGACCUCAUGAUCCGCCCGUCUCGGCCUCCCAAAGUGCUAGGAUUACAGGUGUGAGCCACCGUGCCCGGCCUACUGUAUGGUUUUUAUAACAUCCCGGCAGGCCUUAAUUAUUGUUUGUUUACAGAUAACGAAACCGAUCCUCAAAAAAGAAUACAUUACUUGGGGAAGGGCACACAGCUAAUAAUAAAUAGAGCUGGACACAAACUAGCGUCUUUGAACCUCAUGCCCAUUACUCUUUCUGGUAGUGUCAGCGUUCGCUGCUUACAGUGCACUCCGUUGCUCCCAUGGUCACUCUGCUCUUCCACAGCCCACCAUCAGCCCAACCCAUUGCUUGCCAUUUGCAUCCCUCACUUGUGAACUUCAGAUCAAUUAAGCAUCAACCCAGAAAGCAUUUCCUGAAUUGCAACUAGAAUUGUCUACAGGAAAUCAUGCAUCUAAAGAAGGUAUUAUAUUAUGCAGUCAUUAGCAUCUUGUUUAGAAACCUGUGCUUUUCAGAAUUAAUUUCACAGAAAGCAGUGGAGUUAUCUAUCAAGCAUUUCUGAGAAAUAAAUACAAGAGAUGGAUACAUGUAGUUCAAAUCAGGACAACUCAUUAAAUCUGCAGUGGGUAUUGAAGGAGUCCUGAGGUAAUUGAACAUAGUAAUUGCAUUGCUCUGUCCAAAGGGUUUCACUGACACCUGUUUUGUUUGUGUUUUGCUGGAGCCCAUAAUUGCAGAAAUAUUCUCCCAUGGUGAUUAGCUCCCAGUUCAAAAUGGACUGUUUCAUUAAAGGUAACUCCAUAAUGAGACCAGUAAGGACCCAAGCUGUGUCCUUUAACGAGAGUAAUUCCCUCUUCACUUGCAGCUUGACCAUGUGCACACAGAACCGUGUGAGUCAAAGCCUCCAACUUAAGGCCUGUUUGAACUGCAAGAAAAGAGGAGGGUGAAUUACAUUGCCUUUAAGGUCUGUUCCAGCGUUAGCAUUCUAUGAUUCUUUGGAAUAUUCGCCAAAUAGAAGUUCAAAAAUUGAUUCAGCUUUCACACUGAGAGAGAAGAAUGCCCACAAUUGAAUAAAAGAUUAGAGGCUGUAGAGAGGAAAUCGUUGCCUUGAGUGAGUUCUUUUAUUGGAAAUCAGCCUUGGACUACUGGACAGGAAAUUAAGUUCUUGCCUGGGUCAUUAAUCAUUGUGCCGAUUUGAAAAUUGGCAGUGGGGGAAGGUGGCUAUAUUUGAGGAGGAAGGAAGGAGUGGGCGGAAAGAGCGGUCCUCAAAGCUCCCAGUCUGAGUGGGCAUUCGCCAGCAAAGAGAGGGUAGUAUCAGCCACCUCCUUCUGGCAGAGGUGUCUAGAUAUUUUUGUCAACUCUCCUGAGGGUGCCCACAUAUCUCGUACCCAAACCUGUUUCCCACUUCUACCAAGAAGAGGGAAAUGGAAUCAUGGGAUUUUCACUGGGUAAGGGCAGAGAAGUGAUCUAUCGGAGGUUGUAUUUCUGUGUUUAGCUCAAGAGAGGUAGACAAAAUUAGGAUAUCCUUAAUUUUUGUCAAAGUUAACAUUGACAAGAAACCUUUAAAACCAGCAAAAACACAGGGAAUAGGUUAUGCCGUGUCAGGACUGCCUGUGCCCCUCAAAAGUACACCAUCUUUUACUAUCUCCUGUUCCUCCGCUUCCAUGUGGAACCCCACUCGGGGGAAAUAUCUUUUGCUGCAUAAAGCCGGAGCCUCCCUCUGCAUCUGUUCCUUGGACUAGAAAAAUAUUAAGACCCUCCUGGCUUUCGCUUGUCCAUCCUCCCCCCACUCCCUGUGACUGUUUAAGAGUAUUUGCACUUUCCUAUUUUUCCUGUAAGGUGAGAAGUUUUGGUAAAUAAAAACUUGGCAGCAGGUUUUAUUUCCACAAAAAUAACAAUCUUGACAUCUCGGGGUGUCGUGUGUUUUAAAGCUGUUGCCGGUAGAAUCUAAAUAUACCUCUGGGCUUUCUCGUCGCACAUCCGAACUGCCUGGAAAAUGUGCCCCCCUCGGGGUGUGAUUAAGUCUUCUAUAAAGCUCUCUCUUCUCCUAUAGAUUUUUCUGAUGGGAAAGUGGCUAAGUUAGAUUGGGAAUUGAAGUAUCUGGCUGGGUUACAGUUUGUGUGGGUUUCUGCUCUUUCUCUCUCUCGGGACACCAGCUUCUUUCCGACUGCAAUGUCACAAUGUUCCUAACUGCUCAGUGCACAAUAUGGUCUCAGCAUCCCUGACAGAUCCUGCCCUGAAUCAUCCUCCGGAGCCAUCUAGGGGCUGGCCUGUGUGGUUGUGGCUUUCCUGCUUAGGUGGAACAAAUAGACUUCUCUCUUCACUCUGCGGACCGCACACCGGCCUGUGUAGCGACCUGAGUCUUGACUCCAUGCUGGACACAGCUGCUCCUGCUCCCAUUGUUGACACCAAUGAUAAGCACCUAGAGGUUAUUUCCAAAACUGAGGAGGAAAAAAAAUACCAAAUGCAAUCAGGUUGAGCGUCAUUGUCAGCCCAGGAAGAGCAUUCAGAGCAGCUAAUGUUGUAGAGGAUGAGAUCUAUUGCCAUGGAGCCACCUCUUCACAGGAAAUCACACAGCCUUGCAGCAUUGGAGGCUCCUUUGAAUUAAAAAGAGUGGGUGAGGUUUCCACUUUAUUGGAGUUUGUAUACUGGCUCAGGAAGUUAUACAAACUACUCAAGAACUCCUGUAGUUCUGACUUGGAAUACUGGAUUGCAGCAGUGCCUACAAGGGGCCUCAAUCUUCUCUUUUGGCACUUGCCCUUGAAACUUGGCUUCUGACAUAACAGCUUCUCACCAUCAGACCCAUGGUCUUUCCCUUGUCUGCUCCUUGGCCCUCUGUAGCCCCAGACACUAGUGAGAACUCUCCUUGGGACUCCUCUUCCCACUCUCCCUAACAUUCCAUUCUCCCAGCUUUCUGUCUGCUGUUCAUUUUCUCUUUUUUUGGUCCAUCCACUAUGUUGACGUGAAGAUUCAGUGCCUGUUCCCCCUCCCCCUCUCCACUCCCCUUCCUUGUCUCUCUUCCACCUCCUCCUCCUCCUCUAUCCCUCUUCUUCCCUCCUCUUAAUGUCUCUCUCUUUCUUUUCCCUCUCAUCAUCUCCACAGAAAACCUAACCCUCCUGGCUUCCCUGUCAUCUCCUGUAGGUCUCACUAUUUAAUCAACUCCCAUUCCAAAGUUCAGCAGCCUACUGAAUACAUUUCUACUUUUUUAUUUUAUCAUCAUCUCAGCCUCAGCUUCUCUAAAGAAAAAAAAAAAAUUCUCCCCUAACGGCACCCUCCUCUCCUCUCCUGUGUCUAUUUUUGUCAUUGUCAUUUCAAUCCAUGUCCUAGGCCACUAUAUUGGCCACUGAUACUCUCUCUCUGUCAUGCCAUCGUUUUCAGGAAAGAGUCCACACAGGCUUCUGGGGCACAGACAGGAGGGACCAGCUUUAAGAGCUUAGAAACAACAGGUUCCAUCUCUGAAGCCUCAAGUGCCAAGCACUGCACUGAACUCUUCUCUAGGUUUACUACGUUUAAUCCCGACAGUGUCCCGUCAGAUGGUGUGGUAGGAGACACAGCAGGGACAGUGUGGUGGGCUUGGUGAUAGGCAGGGAGGCUGAAGGAGAGUGGGACUCAGCUACUGAAGUGCUGAGAGCAGAGGACUGAUAGGAUUGAACUGCUGCCUCCACAGCCCUCCUUGUCCAGCUGCCACGCUGCACUUACAGUUCCUCAGGUAGAAGGAAGGCCACACCAGUGCCAAAUGCCCCUACCAAUGACAGCUUCUGCAUGCCACCCUUCCGUAGCACUUAACUGCUGUGUCAAUUAAAUCUUAGCUGCAAAACUGGUUGUAGAAAGUGUAUAUCUCCAACCCCCCCAUGUGAGCAUGGGGGCUGGGCUGCGUCUCUGGUGUGUUACAUGGCGUGCCUCUGUGCAGUAAACACCGCAUCCACUGAGCGAAUGAACACCAGCAUUCAGGACCUCAGACCCAAGCUGCUCAGAGCACAAUGCGCUCUUCCCGGCCCCGCCAUUACUCUCUUAAAACCUGGUAGGCAAAGACUACACUAAGCCAUGUAUUUCUCACUCCUCUGAGCAGAGCCAAAACUGUAUCCCAAAGGAAGGCACACCAGAAAGUCUUAGCACUCCAAAAAGGGAGGAUAAAAGAGGAAGAGGACGCAAGUCCCCAACCACAAAUGCCCCAAGUGAGUUGCCUCUGUCAAGCAUCCUAGAUGAUACUCUCUUCACCCUUCCUGUACGAAAGGACACAGUCAGUUCUGUGAUGUCUACAAGGGAGGAGGGAAAAGACCAAUGCCUUUUCCCGUCCCCUGGGUCACCAGCCCUGUCAGUCUGUCCCUGCCGUGCGUCCUUCCCACCCAUGGCUCUGCCUGCGCCCAGAUGUUGUCACCACUCGCAGUGUUUCUCUCCUCACUCUUUCCCCUUCACCUUCUUUUAAUGACCCAAAGCCCAACCCACCCCCAGACCUCUCUCAUAUCCCAGUUUCUUCUCUGUUCUAACAAUACAAUUGUGACCUGUCCCUCCUCUUAUUAUUUAGGCCAGGAGUUCUCAAAGGGGAACCUUGUCACCUGGGAACUUGUUAUAGAUGCGUUCUUGAUCCCCAUCCGACACCUUCUGAAUCAGACACGGGCAAUUCAAGCUGCUGGAACAAGACCGAGAUAUAAAGGAGCCAGUGCAAUAUUUCAACAGUGUGGAGGAGGUGGCUAAGGCAUUUCCUGAACGCGUGUACGUCAUGGAGGAUAUCACAUUCAACGUGAAGGUUGCUUCAGGUGAAUGCAAUGAAGACACUGAAGUUUACAACAUCACCCUGUGUACUGGGGAUGAACUCACUCUAAUGGGGCAGGCAGAAAUCCUUUAUGCAAAGACAUUCAAGGAAAAGUCACGACUCAACACAAUCUUCAAAAAGAUUGGGAAGCUCAAUUCCAUCAGCAAGCUGGGAAAAGGCAAAAUGCCGUGCCUCAUUUGUAUGAAUCACCGGACCAACGAAAGCAUUAGCCUUCCAUUCCAGUGCAAGGGCAGAUUUAGCACCCGAAGUCCCCUGGAACUUCAGAUGCAAGAGGGCGAACACACCAUCCGCAACAUUGUGGAGAAAACCAGGCUUCCUGUGAAUGUGACUGUGCCAAGCCCUCCACCGAGAAACCCAUACGACCUCCACUUCAUCCGUGAGGGGCACCGCUAUAAGUUUGUGAACAUCCAGACCAAGACGGUGGUGGUUUGCUGUGUGCUGCGGAACAACAAGAUCCUCCCCAUGCACUUUCCUUUGCACUUGACUGUCCCCAAGUUCAGCCUCCCAGAACACCUGGUGAAGGGAGAGAGCUGGCCCGAAACCCUGGUCCAUCACUGGCUAGGUAUCUGCCAAGAACAGUUCGACAUCGAUGAGUAUUCACGGGCUGUCCGUGAUGUGAAAACCGACUGGAAUGAAGAAUGCAAGAGCCCCAAGAAGGGUCGGUGCUCUGGCCACAACCACGUGCCCAAUUCGCUCAGCUACGCCCGCGAUGAGCUCACCCAGUCCUUCCACCGACUCUCGGUCUGUGUGUAUGGCAACAAUCUCCAUGGCAACAGUGAGGUGAACCUUCAUGGUUGCAGGGACCUGGGGGGAGAUUGGGCUCCCUUUCCUCAUGACAUCCUGCCCUAUCAGGACUCUGGAGAUAGUGGGAGCGACUACCUUUUCCCAGAAGCUAGUGAAGAAUCAGCAGGCAUCCCGGGAAAGUCAGAACUUCCCUACGAAGAGCUGUGGCUGGAGGAAGGCAAGCCCAGCCAUCAGCCUCUCACUCGCUCUCUGAGCGAGAAGAACAGAUGUGAUCAGUUUAGAGGUUCUGUCCGAUCCAAAUGUGCGACUUCUCCUCUUCCCAUCCCUGGGACUCUGGGAGCAGCAGUGAAGUCUUCAGAUACUGCCCUACCUCCACCUCCAGUGCCUCCCAAAUCUGAAGCCGUCAGAGAAGAAUGCCGGCUCCUGAACGCCCCACCUGUUCCACCCCGAAGCGCAAAGCCUUUGUCCACCAGUCCCUCCAUCCCUCCUCGCACAGUCAAGCCAGCGCGGCAACAGACUCGCUCUCCCAGCCCCACCUUGUCCUACUAUUCUUCAGGGCUACACAACAUCAGCGUCACUAAAACUGACACAAAUCCUUCUGAAAGCACUCCUGUUUCCUGCUAUCCAUGUAACCGAGUGAAAACUGAUUCUGUGGACCUGAAAUCCCCGUUUGGAAGUCCUUCUGCUGAAGCUGUGUCCUCUCGGCUCUCAUGGCCUAACCAUUAUUCAGGAGCAUCAGAAAGCCAGACCAGGAGUGACUUCCUGCUGGAUCCAAGCAGGAGUUAUAGUUACCCUAGACAAAAGACGCCAGGCACACCAAAGAGAAACUGCCCAGCACCUUUUGAUUUUGAUGGCUGUGAGCUCCUGGCCAGCCCCACUAGCCCAGUCACUGCAGAAUUCAGUAGCAGCGUCUCUGGUUGUCCCAAGUCAGCCAGCUACUCUCUGGAGAGCACAGAUGUGAAAUCUCUUGCAGCUGGUGUGACAAAGCAGAGUACGUCAUGCCCUGCCUUACCCCCCAGGGCUCCAAAACUAGUGGAAGAGAAGGUCGCCUCCGAAACAUCUCCUUUGCCUCUGAAAAUUGAUGGUGCUGAGGAAGACCCCAAGUCUGGGUCACCAGAUCUCUCGGAGGACCAGUAUUUUGUUAAAAAGGGCAUGCAGGACAUCUUCUCUGCCUCCUACCCUUUCUCAUCUCCGCUCCAUCUCCAGCUGGCCCCCAGAUCCUGUGGCGACGGUUCCCCAUGGCAGCCACCUGCUGACCUAUCAGGACUCUCUAUAGAGGAAGUGUCCAAGUCACUACGGUUCAUUGGUUUGUCCGAAGAUGUCAUAUCAUUCUUUGUUACUGAAAAGAUUGAUGGGAACCUGCUUGUUCAGCUAACGGAAGAAAUCCUCUCAGAGGAUUUCAAAUUGAGCAAAUUGCAGGUGAAGAAGAUAAUGCAAUUCAUUAAUGGCUGGAGGCCCAAAAUAUAGCCAAAUAACCCCCGGCCAGCAUGGAACAAAACUGAUCAAUGCGUGUGCUAGAAGGGGUGGGCUGGGACACAAUUUCAUGUUUUUGCACUAAAAACCUUCUCUGUAAAUAGGGAUAAGAGAAACUCUUACUAUGCAGAUUACGUUUUUGAAUGGUGAACAGGCUAUUUUGUACAUCAAUAAAAAUGCUGUACAGAACACUUGGAGGUGUGCCUUGUACGUCACUCAACAAACACUCAGCAGCUGCUAAAAGAAAAAAAGGCAUGUGCAGAGAAAUCAUUCUUACCCAAGUAGGUUUAUGUGAGAAGGUAUGAUAUUUAUUACAAAAUAGCCAAAGCUGGAAGACAUAAAAAUCUUUAAAAAAAAAAAAAAAACACUUUUGAACAAGUCCCUUCUUUCAGGAGGGUUGACUUUAGACAAUUAACUGUGUUCUGUGCUCUGUCAUUCAGAUUGCUUCUUGCUAAUUGUUUUACUCUUGUGCCUGAAAAUGUUAGUGAUACGAAUUGACACUUUAAUGUUGUAUGCUUGGUGGGGAUCUUUUUAUCACAAGGCAUUUUCCAAGAGUCAUAUGUUGAUAAAGGGAUAUAUGUUGUCCUUAGAAAUCACACAAAUCAUGACCACAAUAAUUUAUCUGUAACUGCUGCUAAUUUUAUUGAGCAGAGAAAAAAGAAUAUACAUAUAUAAACAUGUAUAGGUGCAUACACAAUACACCCGGAUAUGUUUUACACAUAAUUUUGAUUCUGAUAUUUUAGAUAACAUCUGUUCACUUUUAAACAAUCUGUUGAGGUUUUGGGACUGUUAUCUACAUUGAUUCUCUUAGGAAUAGUGGACAGAAUGACUCCAAAGAUUCUCAGAACCCUGUCUCUUGAAGCUCAAUCUUAUUUGGGUUCAUCACUGAAAACUUAGAACAAAUCAGUAAAGAAUCCUGUAUUGAAGAAUUAAGUUUGAGUUUAAGCCCACUCACCGCAGGGCUGGUUUUUGCAUGUAAUACUCCCAUGAUGUCUGGGGAAAUGACAGUUUCUGUUGAAUUAUAAUUCUCCGGUUUAAGGGUCUCCUUCCCCUGGUGUCUGAUGGUGAGAGGUCUGAAGAGCAUUUGUCAGAGUACAUUAGGCAUUCUCAACCUACUUCAUGCUUUACGAGAGCUGAGAAAUCAGACGCACCGGCCUUUAUUAUUAUAUAUGCUACAUCUGUUGAGUAUUUUUAAAAUACCAAUAAGAGGACUUGUUUAUUUCAUAAACCACUUCUUCCCUCUCUUUCAAAGAAAAUACAUUAUUACCAUACUUUUACAUUAGUCUGAGAAUUUUUGCUAAAUAUGAUUAAGUAUUCCAAAAUAUAAUGGCGUCAUUAUUCUUGACUUUUUUAGAGAAUAUACAUCUUAAGACUGUAUUAGUUCUCAGAGCAAGGCAUCAUCUACUCCCCUGCACCUGAGAGUCUGGCCCCAGAUUCCAGAUGUGCGGACAGCCCAUGACCGAGGUGCACACAGUGCCCUCUUGAAUAGGAAGGUCAGCCAGUGAGGCGGCAGCAUAACUUGCAGGAUGGACUUAUAUCUUACCAUCUCUUCCUGCUACCAAAAUAAAAAAAUAAAUUGAAAGACAAGACCCACCAGUCUAGUUUUGUAGACCUGUGAAAUGUGUCUUUAUUUCUUGGCAUUAGAAGAAAGAUAUUUUUAAUCCAUAUCGUGGUUUUAGAGUUGAAGUGAAUUGAUACCCAAUUUUCCAUCUUAGAUCUCCUUUAUCAAAAAAAAAAGCAUUUUUUUUCUCCUAACGUGUCUCCCAAAAUGUAAAUACUAUAGGCAAAAAGAGUACCCUGUAAAAUUCUCACACUGGAGCACCUCUUCAAAAGUCACAGAUAACUCAAUGAGGAAGUGCUGGUACUGCACUCACAGGACAUGAGACCUAUGAAGCUUUCGUGUUUUGAAAGCAUCCUUCUGUGUGAGGGGGACUGCCUCCCUUAGUAAAGUAAACCUCUCAGAACUUCUUUUUAAAAUAAAAACAGACAAGAUGCAGUUACUAAGCUGCAAGUUUUCAUUGGCAAACCUAGCUGAAUCCGUUUUAAAAUACUUAGCACUCGGACACAAUUCUCAAACUCAGGAAGAAGGAACAGGGUUGGUUUGGGUUUACUAUAAAGGUUGCCUCACAUAAACAACUGACUCCUUUUAGCGUUUUUUUUCUUUUUGUAAAAACUUUACACAAAAUAGGGUUUUAAAUUCUUUUUGCUUGUUUUGGACUUGGUGUAUUUUUGUCAAGUUUAUAUUGAUUGGCAACGCAGAGACUCCUUGAGGGCAGGGACUGUGGCCUUUGAUUCACUUAUGCUACAGUCUAGUAUCACUACAGUGCUGAGUAAAAGACACAGCCCCUGCCCUCUUGGAGAUCAUAUUGUUUAUAUUUGAAAUCUCAGUUGCUAAGAGUAUGUAUGUGUGAGUAAGAAAGACGUGAAGUCCUAUGGGCAGCUGGGUAUAUGGAGAAUUACGUGUGUCCUGUCUUUAAAACGUCAGCCUCUAUUAAGGGGUACAGAACACCCCAAGAUCACUAAAACUUGGAAUGUGUUGGAGGCAGAAAGUAUCUCUCUCAUUGCCUAGUGUUGUUGUUUUUUUGUUUUUUGUUUUUUGUUUUUUUUACUGACCUGGAAUUCUUUUAAUUGUAAUAAAUAUCUUCUGUCACAAAUAAAUGCCACAAAUAAAUGAAAUUGCCAUUCCUAAGCUGAGCACCUGUCUGUGAAGGACCUUGGUGUCCUGACUGGACAGAGCAUUCAUAGCUCCAAGAGAAUCAUGACAAGAUAUGCAAAGCAGGGAUAAUAAGGAGAAAGCCCUUCCCUUUCGAGAAGCCCUUCCCUUUCACAGCCCUUCCCUGCGAUUCUGCAGUGAAAAGUGAUGCCCAGAGAUCCACACACAGAACCCUUCUAACCAGCCAGGUCAAGACUUAUCAUCUUAUCUCCUCUGGCAGGUCCCCUGUAAUCAAAAGAGAGGAAGUGUCUAUCUAAACAAGACCCUUUUGGGUCCUUAGAUUCAUGGCAAAAAUCAUCAUGGCCCCCAUCAGAAAAGAAAAUCAGCAAUAAACCAAGCCAAGCAACUAAAAUGUAUAAUGUGGACCUGACUCAUGUUGGGAGGCAGAAUUCAGACACUCACAGAUCAAUCUUGCAAGUUUUCUCUUCUUUAAGUUGAGCUGCUCAACUUUAUGAACUGUGAAAUUUACUUACAUUCUUUCAACCCACAUAUAUCAUUGCAGUUUAUGAAGUUGCAGUGAACUGCCCAUUCAGCUAAAUUGCAGUGUUUAUUCUUGUCUCAUGUCGAAAUACAACAAUCUUAUGGGAAAUAUUAUGACAGUCCGUUCCAACUGUUCUCAGACACAUGCAUAAACAGUCUCUGCUCACAUUCCACAGCCACCUGCAUGUUAUCCAUACAGCUCCCUGAGAAGUCCAGGGAUGGGAGGUGGGGUGUGGAAGGAUGGAGGGUCCUUCAUUUUCUAAACACUUUGUAUAAGUCACUACUCAUCGUGCCUAGCAAGUAUAAGAUUAACAUUUUGAAUAACAAACUGGAAAACAAAUAAUCCUUCAAAGAACCUAGCGAACUGUUCAAAGGAAAUUUUAAUUUCAGUCUACCAGAAAAGUUAAAUCUGUUGUUGGACGUAGGGGGCUUUCAGAAACAUGCCUCUUAUAUCAAUUUCCACUAUCUUUCAAGUUACCUAAAGGCACCAGGCUGCUUGAGCAAGAAGAAUAAAAGGCCUAGAGUGCAAAUUAUGUGAAGUAGAGUUUUUAGAUUGUGGGAUUGUAAUAAUACGGGAUUCUCAUGGUUACAUCAUGUUAAAUCACACUGUUCAGUCUUUAAAACUUGGUGUUUUAAAAUUUGUCUCAUUGUGAUAGCCAGAAACAAGGAAUAAACGUGAUUUCAGUUUAAACUAUAUACAAAUAUCUUCUGUAAUUUUGCUGCUCUAAUUUUUAGGCUAUAAAUUUUGUAAUAGAGCUUAUCAGAUCGCAAAUUUCCUUUGUUUACAAUCUCAUGUAGUAGGGCUCAGAUAAUUUCUUAGCUAUAAACCUUUUCUCCCACUCUCAUAUUGUUUCAUUUAAAAUAUUUAAGCUAAGCCUAAAAAUUGAAAUCAGUUAAGAAUUUGGAGAGUUUAUCUUAAAUGGAAAUGGUGUAUUCUUUUCAAAGAAUUUUGUAACCAUCUUUACAGUUUCUUUGCUUGGAAAACUUGGGUUGUUAACUACCAGUUAACAAUGGCAUUACUUUCCAAAACGUUAUCUAAUGGGCCCAAUGUGUACCUCAAGAUAAACACAGUAUGUUAUGUCUAAAAAUUUCCUUGUCUGUUGAUUUAAAUGGUUCUGAAAUGUCUGUAAUAAAGAAAUUUUCAAAGUUG
Homo sapiens (human) is the source of this 38996-nucleotide messenger RNA. RefSeq names its product GRB2 associated regulator of MAPK1 subtype 1 (gene GAREM1). The record is from RefSeq and is a predicted model, not a curated record. Lineage: Eukaryota; Metazoa; Chordata; Mammalia; Primates; Hominidae. Gene Ontology annotation, biological process: positive regulation of ERK1 and ERK2 cascade. The coding region runs from base 32383 to 34647 and encodes 754 amino acids. The transcript has 5 exons.